Molecule: messenger RNA, 3244 nt
Organism: Cottoperca gobio
Lineage: Eukaryota; Metazoa; Chordata; Actinopteri; Perciformes; Bovichtidae
Gene: znf276
Product: zinc finger protein 276
Exons: 12
Coding region: 199-2079 (626 amino acids)
Cellular component (GO): nucleus
Molecular function (GO): zinc ion binding
Source: RefSeq, a predicted model, not a curated record
GCACUUCCGGGUUCUAAUGUUUACAACUGGGAGCAGCGUUGAAACCACAGAGCUGUUUUCCUGGCUCAUGAAAAACACGUUUUAUGUUGAAAACAACAUGUACUUGAAGUGCUAGAAUUUUGCACUGUGUGACGAGGCACAGGCUGCAGGGCUCCAUCAUCAGGAUCAGCUGCUGAGACUCCAAGUAUAGAAUAAACUAUGAAGAAGAAAAGCAGACGUCCAAGGUCUUCUGAGACUUCACGACAGACCAGCGGGACAACAGUGAGCGUCAUUGAGGAGAAGAGGCCACCUGGAAACAGAGGGAGACCUCGGAAGACUGUCCCUGUAACCACAGACCGUUUCUACAAUGAUGACACUGCAAAAGACAAGACUGCUAACUUAGACUGCAGUGUGACAGCAGCUGACAACACACAAAAACAUACAGAGAGCAAGACUAGGUCUUCAGCAGGUAGACUGUCAACAGCUAUCUGUCGGCUCUGCCAUGGAAAGUUCUCUCUACGCAGCCUGCGGCACGCCUUCAACAAGUGGCCUCAGGAUUCCAUUGAUAUUGUUGACGAUGAGUCAGACACAGCUCAGUCCCCCCUUUUAUUCCACACAGACUUCCAGCAACUGGUUGGGGUCCAGUUGGACCGUGACCCCCGGUUAUCAGAGUUUAUCUGUAAGAAAUGCCACUCCAAGUUCUACAAGUGCCACAGCAUCCUGGUCAGGUUUCUGCAGAGAGUCAACCUCCCACCAGUUGGGAAAGAGAACCUGAAAAGCUGGAAGAAGUGUCCAGAGGCAUCAGUAAACCAUGGCUCACAAACACCACAGUCCUUUACCUCAGACCCGAAGUGCCUCCACAGCCUGGUGUCCUGGGUUCACCAUCACGGUGAGGCCUGCCGCUCCUGUCCCAACCUGAAGGAGGUGCUGGAGGGCCAGUGCUGGGGCUCUGUUCAGGCCGCUUGGGGUUGUGUUGAUGGUCACAGAUACAUCAUGGAUACUCAAUGCACAACCACUACCAACCCAAGGUACUCUAUGAACUUAUGCAGUGGAUUGUUAGGGAGUGGCAAUGGUGAUGGAGUGAUGUCAUGGGCGGAGGAACAGGAGGAGGAAGAUGAAGAAGAGCAGCCCAGCGGGAAUGCAAGGACCGCAGCGGGAAGUAUAAGCACUCUGGCUCAACCCCCUGCAGUCACAGUACACUCUCAGAGCUCAGCGUUGGCUGACUGGACCUGCAACACUGAAGAUUUUAUAGGUCAUGAGGAGGCAUUGUCUCCUGCUGCGGCCCAGCUGCAGGACAGGGCUGCUGACAGUGAUCUGUCAGACAGGGUUAUCUCAGAGGAUGACUUUGAGGAGAGUAGAAAAGGAGGGUUAUCAGACGAUGAGUUGUUCGAGCCAUACUCAGACAAGAGAGCUCGCAGGGUGACCGUCCCCAACAAGAGAAGAAGAAGCCCGAAGGCCCAGGAGGAGCCCAAAAUAAGAAAGAAACCUGGACCCAAACCCGGUUGGAAGAACAAGUUCAAACCUAAAGGAGAGGAGCUGCCCAACAUCUACAAGUGUCCGUAUCAGGGCUGCACAGCCGUCUAUAGAGCUCCUGAUGGUUUGAAGAAGCACAUCAAGGAGCAUCAUGAGGAGGUGAAGGAGCGACCCUGCCCUCAUCCCGGCUGCAACAAGGUUUUCAUGAUCGACCGCUACCUGCAGCGACACGUCAAGCUCAUCCACACUGAGGAGAGGAACUACAUUUGUGACCAGUGCGGCCAAACCUUCAAACAGAGGAAACACCUUUCAGUUCACCAGAUGAGACACUCGGGGGCAAAGCCACUGCAAUGCGAGGUGUGUGGCUUCCAGUGUCGCCAGCGAGCGUCACUGAAAUAUCACAUGACCAAACACAAGGCGGAGGCUGACCUGGACUUUGCGUGCCUGAUGUGCGGGAAGCGUUUCGAAAAGGCCCACAACCUGAACGUCCAUAUGUCCAUGGUCCACCCGCUGAUUCAGGCCAAGGUUCAGAGAGGCAGCAGUGAACAGCAACAGCCGCCGCCGUACUCUGACCUGCACGCCAUCACGCUGACCGGGGAGGUGGUUCAGCAAGACCAGGACAGAUGACGACAGGGAGUCCAGACGUGGUGCACGGGUUCUGACAACCUGUACUGUAGUGUCCAGUUUGUUCUCAUUCAGGUCAUGGACUGAGAUGGGACAGGCUGUAUAUCUCAGUUCUCUACCAAGAUACAAAUUAUAGCUUAGGUUUAAUGUCAGAAGAAAACCAAACUGUUGUCUUGAACAUAAAGUUUCAUUUUAGUAGAUAUUGAUCUGCUGAUAAUUACUAUUUUAUGGACAGCUCUUUCAAUUAUCACUUUUUAUUCCAAACUUAAUCUUUCUUGUCAGGACAUCUUCUGACCAAUCAGACCACAUGUUUAGCUUUUCAACUUGCUUUCGGGGAAGCAGCAAGCUUUCUUUCACUUGUUACAUUGACAGAUGUUCUGAAGUGAAGGCAUUUAGAAUCUUAGGAUCCAAGCUUCUGGGUCAACAGGUGGCACAAAGUCACUGGUAUACUAGCAGUGGACAAACUGUUUACAGUGCAGCCAAAUGAUGUCAAUUUGGUCAGUAACUCCUUCACAUUAAAAGCCCCCUCUGUUUUGACUGUUGAAUGUUUUAAUGUGAAGCAGCAGUGAAUAUGUUGGGCUAGCUUUAGCAGUAACUAAUCAAUGACAUCAAAUUACAAACAGAACGCUGGAUUACAUGCUUUAUUGUUUCCUGUCCUGCCCACAUUCAUAGAUGGGCAAUUUGAAUCCAGCGUUGGAAUGGUGGACUCAGCCACUAAUAUAAAAGGAUAAUUAUAGAAUGAAAAAAUAGCAAUCAUAAAUAGUAUCAAAAGGGGUUGGAUUAUAAUUUGAAAAUACAACAACCACUCCUGGUGCCUGUUACAGAGCUGAUGUAAAGACGAUUUCACACUGCCUGUGGGCUAUAUGGAUCUAAACAGACAGUGUUUUUAAUAUCUGAAGUACACAGUAAAAGCCACAUGUAACCUGCGUAACCUCCAUAAAUGCAGUUGUGAACGUCCUAUAAUGCAAUAUUCUUGUUACCUGAAUAUAUUGUGAAGUGUAACCUGCUCACAGUGCAAAUAGUUGUGCAGAAUGAUUUCCAAGACAAUAUGUUUAGUUUUAUUAUGUCACUGUUUUUAAUUAAGUUAUUACAAUGCUUAUCUGUAUUGUAAACAGUAAAAGGGCUUCAGAUGUCCAUGUGUAUAAUAAAGUCCUGUGUGCAUUAUGUA